UACAUGCGAGUUGGAAUUACUAUCCUUUGAGCAAUUAAUAUGCUGCUAAUGAAAAUUGCAUCUUUAAAGGAGUCGCUUUCAAAGAAAAUCUAAUCUCACUAGGUUUGAGGGCUCUUGUUUCACCAAUAAAUAAAUGAGUACACGGCCGUGCGUGAGUGGGCGUGUCACAGCGUUGCUUGAGCAGUCCGAUGUUCGCAGGAGCGCAGUUUUCUUUUGGUCGUAAAGUCUGUAGCUCUCAUCGCUGCAUUUGUUUAAGCGAUCAAUCCGGAGCCACAGAGCGAAGAGCUCUUUGAAUUCUGUUGGGACACGAUUAGCAUGGAUGCCCUCAGAGCUGCCGCCUUCGCCCUCCUCCUUGUUACCUGCCUGUGGGAUUUACCUUGUAUCCAGCCAGCUGCUAUUGUCCCUUCUCCGGUACCGAGAAGCAACAAGGGGGGCAGGAUGCCAAAAGAUGGGAGGAAGGCACCCACAUUUCUUAAAGAGAUAUUAGCAUCUUCUACCAGCCAAAGCCAUCACCAAGAUCCGAUGAAACACUGUGCUGUUGUGCCCCACGAGUAUAUGUUGUCUAUUUAUAGGACUUACUCUGCAGCUGAAAAACUCGGGAUAAACGCAAGUUUUUUCCGGUCUUCAAAGUCUGCUAACACCAUAACCAGCUUUGUGGACAGAGGACAAGACGAUCUCUCGCACUCUUCUCUGCGAAGACAAACGUAUCUGUUUGAUGUUUCAACUCUCGCAGACAAAGAGGAGUUAGUGGGAGCUGAAUUAAGGAUAUUUAGAAAAGUGCCCGGGGAUUUCCAAAUGGCUCACACAGGUCUGUAUGGUAUUCAAUUACUCCCCUGUCGUUCAAAAUUGCUACUGGAUUCAAUAACUCUUGAUCUGCAGGAUGCUCAGAGACCCGGAUGGGAAGUUCUAAAUGUCUGGGGAAUGUUUAAAAACCGCCAACACUCACCACACAAGAACCAAGUCUGUUUCCAGCUAAAGGCAAAUUUAGGGACAUCAGAAAAGGAAGUGGACUUAAGGAACCUUGGCUUCGGCAGGAAGGAGCGUCAGCAGCAAGAGAAAGCGAUUCUGGUGGUGUUCACCAGGUCCAAGAAAAGAGAAAACCUAUUUAGCGAAAUUAAAGAAAAAAUAAAGUCUUCUCAGAAUGCCGAAGAAAAAAGUGAAUUUCGGUUCAAAACCAAGCGGAAGAGAAGGACUGCCUUUAAUAACCGACAUGGAAAGAGACAUGGUAAAAAGUCCAAGUCAAGGUGCAGUAAAAAACCGUUGCAUGUGAAUUUUAAAGAGCUUGGGUGGGACGACUGGAUCAUAGCGCCACUGGACUAUGAAGCGUAUCACUGUGAGGGCGUGUGUGACUUUCCCCUCAGAUCGCACCUAGAGCCAACAAACCACGCUAUAAUACAAACGCUAAUGAACUCAAUGGACCCCAAUUCUACACCGCCCAGUUGUUGUGUACCUUCAAAACUAAGCCCCAUCAGUAUUCUAUACAUUGACUCUGGCAAUAACGUUGUUUAUAAGCAGUAUGAAGACAUGGUAGUGGAAUCUUGUGGCUGCAGGUAGCAUUUUCCACUAAUAAUAAACUAAAAAAAAAAAAAAAAAGGACGCCUGGGCAGGUCGACUUUGAAGGUGGAAAUAGUCUUUAAACUGUCUAAAAGCACAAACUAUAAUUAUGUCUUUUCACACCUUGGGUGCCUCUUGAAUAUCCAAAAGGGAUCGCAAUUAAUGUAAUGCAUUCUUUCAUAUACGACAAGUAAAUAUAUCAAAACCAUAUUUUUUGCUAUUCAAUUUAAGCUCAUAGUUAGGUUUCCAUUAGUAACCAAGCAUUUAUAAUAGUAAAUUUCGGGUUUUGUUUUAUUUUAAUUUUGCUGGACGGUGGAGACUCGCCAGCAGUUAAUCACAAAUAAAUAAAUACAAUGUUUAUAGUUAUCUCCCAUUGUGUUUUCAGUGUAUAGCUACAUACUAUUCAGUUACAAACGUGAAUAUAUUACACUCUACAAAUACCAAGAAAUUGGACAGUCCGGAGUGUCCUGGCCAACAUCCAGAACUUGUCCAUUGAGCUACGUCUGGCAAUGACGCGUUCCUCAUUAGUUGAAAACGCAUAAAGACUUUAUAAGCUUUCUUCGGAUCUGAUUCAAACAGCACCAUCCAGAUCAGGUUAUGGAAGUCACGUCUGGAUAGAGAAGGAUUAUGUUGCUCCAUUCUCUGUUGAUUUUCGAGAGUGUACACAGGAUGCAAUGACAGGCACCUGUUCAAACUGAGACCAUUUAAGAUUAAGGGAAAAGCAAUAGUAGCAAUCCCUUUCAUGGGCUGGCAUGCGGAGAGUAAUGGAAUCAGCAAAGAGUGAAGGCAACCCCCCCCCAAUAAAGUUUCUUUUCCACCUCUUCCCAAGAAUUAUCUACCGAUCUUUACUGCCUUUUAAACGGGAAGGUAAUUUACCAAACACAAAAAGACAUUUAAUAAAAGGAGAGAGAAUAGGUCUUUCCCCGAGGUUUUCUCUUAAAACAGACCUUUCUUUCCCCUCUUCUCAUCAGCAUUCCUGGAAGAUUACAGAAAAAAAGCCUGCGGCAACAACACGUUUGUAAUUACACGAAUGGUGGUAUUUUAGGAACGUUUUUUAAUUAAAAAAGAGAAGAUGAAGGCAAAAUUGAUCACUGUUCUGGACACCUAACAGGGCUGAGUUUUAUAAAUGUCCUCACCUUUUGGACUGGCCUUAUAAACUUCUAAAUUUAAACCAUGGGAUGAAAAAUAAUUAGUAAUCUUUGUGGGGUAGUAGUGAUUGCCCAAUUCAGCCAUGGCGGUGUACAAACUUUGAAGACUUGAUGAAGUUAACGUUUACAACACAAACGUUUAUUUCCACGCUAAGAGCACUUCCAUAUACAGCAACCUUUCACGUUCGUUGCUAAAGUGAUUUUGAAAAAAAGAACGUGCCUGUUUUUGCCACACGUCAACUGCAGCGUGAUCAAAGUAAAACAUAAAAAAAGACUCGCUCAGAAGAUAUUUAAAAUGCACAUUAGCUUUUAAUGCACUGUUGUUCAUAAUCUAAACUGUAAAUAAUUGUAUAUUUAAACAGACAAGUGCAAAAAAAGAGAAAUGAACUACAUUUCUUUUAAAUGUAUAGACCUUUUAUAUGCACUCAAAAAUGUUAUUAUUUCUAUUUUAAAAUGUUUAUUUGAGUUGUACAGGGUUUAACGUUAAUCAUAUAUUUCAUACAUCCAUAAGAAUAUUUUUAAAUUGUUAAUUCAUUGUAUUCAGUUCUGUACUGCGGGUGGGGAACAGUUUAUCAUUGUCUACCUCAUAGUAAUCUAGUUUCUAGGGAAAUCUGAGGUACAUUCGUGUAGAGUGCAAGGUUGUUUUGUAGUAUAUAUUUUUUACUGAUUAAUAUUCCAAACUAUUAUUGUGCUAAUAAAAUGUAAAACAAACUCACAAAAAAAAAGAUUUUAAAUCACGUUUGCAUGAAACUUUUGCUUAAAGGUAAAACGUUGUGGUUUAUGAUAUUUGUUGUAUGGUCAAACUUUAUAGAUCAAUUGUUCAUGGUGGUUUAAUCAACAGAUACAUGUCUCCAUGUUUGCACUUUAGGAUUGCUUGAUUAAUGUAGCUGACUGUCAACGUCAAAUAGCAUAGUUAUACGCUAUACAACACACAAAUGUGAACAUUAAAGGUGUAUGGUUGGCCCGUUUGAAGAGCAAGUUAAAAUAAUAAUUUUAGAUGGGAUUUUCUGAUGGAAAGGUGAAGUGUUCAUAACGUUCUUAGCAUUUAGCUUUGUUCUUUAUAUGCUGCAACAUUUGUAGCCAAUAAAGUGUGCCCUAUGAAUGAGAACAACCUUAACCAUCACAGACGAAUCUGGUAUGUUACGUGUAGACACCACAGAAGUUAUUUUCAACGUCAAAUACUCUUGUUUGCCAACAUUGCAUGCAUCUUGUCAGCGUUUCAAACAUGAAAAAAAGAAAGAACACUAUAACUAAAUAUUGAUUUACCGACAAACAAACGCUUUCUUUUGUGGUACCAAAACUCCUCGAGAUUGGACAACGAAUGUAACUAAAAAAAUAAAUGUUAAAAAAAUACAAUAAAUAAUAUAUAGCACUGACAUCCAUGUCACCACGAGUAACUGUUGAUCGUGAAUCAACAGUAAUUAGCAGUCUUGAAUAGUGAGACAUCUUUCCAACCGAUCACCUAUUAUUAGCCAUCAUCUGGUGGCAAAGUGUUAUUUUAUCUCAUUGACAUUAAUCACUGACUUGAUUUAUUAUUACAAUUUCCACAGACAAAUUCAAACAGUAACGUAACCUUCUACAAGUUUACCAUGCUUCUAUUAAUUUUUGCAUCUUCUCUAAGACUUCAAUUUAGCACAUACACCUUUCUGAGUC
Molecule: messenger RNA, 4355 nt
Organism: Acipenser ruthenus (sterlet)
Lineage: Eukaryota; Metazoa; Chordata; Actinopteri; Acipenseriformes; Acipenseridae
Product: growth/differentiation factor 6-A-like
Exons: 2
Coding region: 316-1554 (412 amino acids)
Biological process (GO): BMP signaling pathway; SMAD protein signal transduction
Cellular component (GO): extracellular region
Molecular function (GO): growth factor activity; cytokine activity
Source: RefSeq, a predicted model, not a curated record